Molecule: messenger RNA, 2097 nt
Organism: Penicillium olsonii
Lineage: Eukaryota; Fungi; Ascomycota; Eurotiomycetes; Eurotiales; Aspergillaceae
Source: the annotation of a GenBank genome assembly
AUGUCGCCUCGCGAGAACGGAACCGCCACCUCCGCACGCCGACGUCCCUCACUGUCGUUUCGACCACACCCACGAACUACUACCCUUACCCCGAUUUCGAAAGACUCAGCCUGUGCCUUGGAGGCAUUCCGAGACCCGUUUCAGACAGAACUGUGCCAGGAAGAUCAUGCACCAGUGGUAGAGGAAAUGGAUCCUUUCCCCAACGCCGUUCCCCGGCGCCGCGGUGCAAAGAGCUUCUCAACCUUGAAGCAUCCUAUGGACGGUCUGGUGGCUCUCGGACGCCGUUGGUCCGUCAGUCUUCGCCACAAGUCUUCCAAGCAAAACUUCGCCGAGAACAUCUCGGCCGAUGUGGAAGAUCAACACCAUGUCCCGAGUUCCAAGCACAGGCGUAUGGCCUCUGGCAGCUGGGAUGCCCGUUCAACCAAAGUUGCGUGGCAGGGAUGCGUCAACCGACGCCCUUCCUUGAACAGCGUGUCCGCAUUGCAUGGAUUCUAUGCACCCACUGCACCUGUCCCUGCACCCAUCCCCGGUCGAGGCCAAGAUCCUCCAGUUUUGCCGAACAACGGCUUUUCGGGGGCAGCGGCGCGCGCUGCAGCGGCAGCCCAGAAUGAACAGAUGGAGAUCACGCGGGCCGCUAAGGUCGAGCGUGAGUCUAACAAGAUCCUCGAAAUGAGGGUCCCACAGGACUCAGAGAGUGGUAUCGGUAUCGAUCUGCGUGAUCGAUCAGAGGUACCAGAGGCAGAGCUAUAUGGCCUCGCACGACUCGAUCCCGUGGCUUUACUCCCUACUGAGAUCUCAGCACACAUUCUCUCGUACUUAAACCCCCCUUCGCUCUUGAACUCAGAGCUGGUCUCUCGCGCCUGGCGGGAGGCCUCUUCCCCUCACGUUUGGAAGCAGGUCUUCCGUGGUGCAUACGAGCAGCGACCUGCAAGCGAGACGAAGACCAAGCUGAAGCAGUCAUCCGGUCUGGGAAAGACGAUCCCGAACCAAGACUGGAAGAAGAUGUUCCUUGUCCGCCGCGCCCUCGACCAGCGUUGGAAGGACGGCAAAGCGGCGGCCAUCUACCUCCAGGGUCACGAAGACAGUGUUUACUGCUCCCAGUUUGACGAGAAGAAAAUCAUCACUGGCUCUCGUGAUCGCACAAUCCGUGUGUGGGAUUCCCAAUACCCGUGGGCAUGCCAGAAGAUCAUCGGCCCAUCGAGCAGCCGCGGAUUGCCCCGUCGGGGCGGUCCAGUGAACAGCCCGACUUCCCAAGCUACAGGAAGCCCGCCUUUCAUGACCAUCACUCCACCAUGGCCCACGUCCGCUGAGAAAGAGGAGCUCUCGUCGCCCCUCGACGAAGACUCCUUGUAUCACAGCGCUUCGAUCUUGUGUCUGCAGUUUGACGAGGAGAUCAUGGUCACCGGAUCUUCUGACUAUACCUGUAUUGUAUACGAUAUCAAAAACGACUACCAGCCCAUCCGCCGUCUAUACGGUCACCAAGCCGGUGUGCUUGAUGUAUGCUUCGAUGACCGAUACAUUGUCUCCUGUUCCAAGGACGCCACCAUCUGCGUGUGGGACCGCCACACAGGCCAGCUUUUGAGAACCCUCACCGGCCACUUGGGACCCGUCAACGCCGUCCAGCUACGUGGUGAUCUGAUUGUAUCCGCGAGCGGCGACGGAGUCGCCAAGAUGUGGAACGUGACCACCGGCCAAUGCGUCAAGCAGUUCCUCAGCAAAGACAAGGGCCUUGCAUGUGUCGAAUUCAGCGACGAUGGCCGGACCAUCCUUACUGGUGGCAACGAUCGCAUAAUUUAUCAAUUCGACGCUAAUACAGGCGAGCUUGUCAACGAACUUCAAGGCCACGCCGGCUUGAUCCGGUCUCUGCAUCUGGACAGCGCGAACAAGCGCAUCGUCAGUGGCAGCUACGAUAUGAGCGUCAAGGUCUUCGACCGUGACACAGGCAACCUGUCCCUCAACUUCCCUGGCUGGACCACGAGCUGGAUGUUGAGCGUGCAGUCUGAUUACAGGCGCAUCGUGGCGACGAGCCAGGACUCGCGAACAGUUAUCAUAGACUUUGGAUAUGGUCUAGAUGGGAUCGAGCUUCUAGAGGAGUGA